CAGUCAGAUCCAGUUCAGGCAGGAUGUUCCGGUACACUCCUCCCUGGCAGGUUCUGUGUCACAGUCUGGACCACGACGCCAAGAGACUCUCGGCCGUCGACCGUCAGGAUGUUCUGACUCCUCAGAGUUUUCAAACAUCAAGCUCUGUCCAGAGUCUUCCUCCAUCAGAACCUCCGCCCGCUGCCAGCCCCACAGUGUCCGCCGCAGCCAUGGACAGCAUCCCAAGGAGGUGGGUCCUGAAGCCUCUGUCCCCCCUGCUGCAACCCUCAGACCUGCGCACCAUCGCCGGCCCCGCCCCGAGGGACUCCCCUGACCUGGACGAUUCGGACGAUUCCGUCUUCACGUCCGACAGCAUUUCCGUCGCUCGCCAUUCCUCGGUGGUCGUCUCCUCGCAGCUGGGUGACGGGUCCAGGGACGUGGUGAUUCAGGCCCGGCAGGUCGCCAUCUCGCAGGACAGAGCGAGCACCAGCGAUGAGUGGCAUCCCAGCAGUCCCAGCAGUCCUAGCAGCCCCAGCAGCAGCUCAGGCUCCCACUGCGGCUUCUACUCCUUUGUGGAGGAUCCAACGAGUGCCGAGGCCGAGCAGAACGAAGCCUGGAUGGUCUCACCACAGCGGCAGACUCAGCUGUCGACCCUGAAGGAGGAGAAGGGAUUCAAACUACAGACCUACACCAGCAGCAGGAAGCCAGAGAGUCUGUUCGCAGAGAGCGAAGAGGACUCACAGUACAACGUGGAUCUGAGGAACGGCAUCAAAGUGGUCAAGGAGGAAGAAGAGAAGCAGCUUCGACAGGAGAUCAUUCGCAGCCAAGCGCCGAAGAAGAACCCAACGUUCAAAGAUCGUGAGCUGAGCGCACUGGAGAAUCUGGAUCUGAGCAGACAUACCAACAAACUAAUAGAAGGUUUCAGCGUGAGCUACAGUCCUGUCAGCUCCAGACCAGAAAGGCCUGAACCUCCCAGUCCUGCUGAGCCCGGUGCCAUCGACAAUGAGCAGAUCAACUUCAGCGCUGCCCGACAACAGUUCCUGAAGAUGGAGCAGGACCGGCUGACUGCACUCUUCAGCCCUCUGAGGUCCUCAAGAACAAGUCUGAACACGAGUCUGCAGCCAUCGGUGUCCUCGUUAAACCAGGUGGAGACAGACGAAGACACAACGCGUUUCAAACCGUCAGAAGAAGACGAGACUUACCCAGAGAGGAAGGUGACGGUGUUCCAGACUGAGGAGAGUCUCAGCCAGCGGAGCAGCCUGAUCGAUGAUCUGGACUCCGGUCUGGAGGAGCUGUGUGCGGAGGUGGGCGAUGAGGGCACGUUCAGUUACACCACUCAGCAAGAAAACAGAGACUACAAGUCUGUGAGCGAGUACGAGACUCCGAUCGAAAGGGAGAUCCGGUUAGUUCAGGAACGUGAGGAGAACCUGCGGCGCUCCCGAGGGCUGAAGCACAGUGACAGCAGAGUAGAGAUGGUCGAGAUCACAACCAAGCGUUUUCAGUCGCCGCUUACGCCCCUCAAAGCCAAAGAGAAGAAUCGAGUGAGUUUCGUCUUCCAGAGUGAGAUCCAGAAGGAGAACCAAAUGAAGGAGGAGGUUCGAUACGGUCUGGAUCCUCCGCAGGAGCUACUAGACGAGUACCAGAGGACCGAAGAAAGAGCUCCACACGAGUCUGCAGACGCUGAAGUCUUCCCGUCACCUUGCUGUCCUCAUCGACACCCCCAAGAAACCGAGUUGUACCUCAGCCAGAUGAGUUCAGCUCCAUCUUCCUUCUCAGCGAGGGGGUCGGAGGUCCAUAAUACAAGAGGUUUGCGAACAACUUCAUCAUCCUCCCAAUCCUCCUCAACCUCUGCCUCCUCAUCGACACCUCAGCGGGAUACGACCCUGACCAUGCCUCGGUCCUGGAGGGAGAACCUGGAGUCCACUGGCCUGCAGUCCAGAGGACAGGGAGCUCCAGAUUUCAUCGAGAAGGAGAUCGAGGAGUCCCUGAGACGGGAGCAGGAGCUGAAGGAGCUGAGGGAGUCCAGGGAGGAGACUGACGGACAGGCCUUCUCUCCGGCUCCUCUGGUCGAACAGGCAACCAAGAUCGCUGUCAGUCAGUUCUACCCACCUCUGAAGACAGAUAAACCCUCCCCCUCCCCUCGUCCCUCCCUCCGUCUGCCCUCCCUCUCCUUCAUCACCGCUCAGCCCUGGUCCUCCUCACCUCCUCCCUCCUCCUCUUCUCGCCACGUCUCCUCCUCACCUCCUCCCCCCUCUUCAUAUCUUCCCAUCUCCUCCUCUCCUCCUCCCAUCUCCUCCUAUCACCCUGUUUCCUCCUCACCUCCUCCCCCCUCAUCAUCUCGCCCUGUCUCCUCCUCCUCCCCCGCGGCGGCGGCGUGGUCGGCCCCGCCCCCUGUCAGAGGUCUGACGGGCACCCUGCUGCAGGACUUUGAAGACAGACGAGCCAAACUGAAGCUGGAGGAGAGCGCGUACGCAGGAAUUCAGCCGGUGGACGACGUGAAUAAUGAGGUUGUUGAGUCGACUCGAGUUGUCAGACAUAAAAACCAGCGCGCUCUGCGGUGGGAGGCCGGAAUGUUCGCCAACCAGUCAGACCAGUGAGACCAGAUCCAGGACCCAAUCCAGGAACUGAUCCAGGACCAGAUCCAGGACCUGAUCCAGUAGUAAGGACGGAGGAGGUUCAUCUCUUUACUAACAGGACUUUUCUCAGAUUUUUUCCUUCAGCUGGGAUUAAAAUGGUUUUAAACUGGAACACUCCAAAGACAGCUGCUCCUGAUUGGUCCCCUCUCCUCAUCCAAUCAGCUGCUGAGUAGAGCUGAUUCAAGUAGAAAACAAAUAAAGAGUUAAAGUGAGUUUGUUUGAUCACCUGACGCAGCAAAACUGGAAGCUUCUGAUUGUUUUCAUGAUUUGAACUGAAGCUUCUGAAAUUGACAAAGAAUAAAAAUCAUUUUUCACACUGUCCGUCUGUCCUGCUCUUUGUUU
Molecule: messenger RNA, 2957 nt
Organism: Centropristis striata (black sea bass)
Lineage: Eukaryota; Metazoa; Chordata; Actinopteri; Perciformes; Serranidae
Gene: misp
Product: mitotic spindle positioning
Exons: 5
Coding region: 24-2576 (850 amino acids)
Source: RefSeq, a predicted model, not a curated record